AUGAGCUGCUGUGGCGGUUGCUUUGAAGGCAUAUUUUCCAAAGGGCAUGAGCUCCGGCCAGACAGCUCUCCGCAGAAGCAACCGCGGCCCGUGAGUACGUAUACGGAGGCUCUGCAGCUGGAGAGAUCCCGAGAAGGGACGUGGCAGGCAUCUCCCAAGACGUCCUUCGAUUGGGCAUCGCCGAUCCCACGGCGUCGACCGUCUGUAGUCUCUGUUGACGGACCUGUCGACUUCGACAUAGUCAUAGAUAUCGAUGACGGCAAUGCUGCAAAUUCAAAGCCCCGAACGCAGACGAUCGACACGGACAUACCUGCCAACCGGAUUGCCGGCCAGAAUCGCGAGCGGAGCAGGUUUGAAAAAGAAAUGUUGCUGGCAUCUCCUGGACGGCUGCCGCCACCACUGACAGCGGAUCAGCGGGAGGAAGCCAUCCGGCAGCUGCUGCCCACAGCAACCUUCCAGAUGCUGGCGAAGGUGCCGAAAAAGCUGCUGACUUCGGCAGAUGAGUCAGCCAAAAAGCUCAGAAGGCAGCUUAUGCGUGGUGCCACAGUGGUCUUUGUGACUGCUGGCCUGCCCGGGAAGAGGUUUACCUUCGAGAUUGCAGCAUCGCUUGGCAUCAAGCCUGUGAUCUUGGAGCACCCUGAUUCCUGGAGCAGGGGCCUCGUAGAUGAGGGCCUCGCGGCUAAAUUUAUUCCCGUCGACAUGACGCAAGGUUCAGAGGAAAUCUUCAAUGAGGCUCUGGAGCACAUCAGAACCUUGGGUGAGGAUGGUCUCACUGGGCCUGCGGAUGGCAUCGCCACCUUUGUGGAGCUCUCCGUGCCCCUUGCAGCACGCCUUGCCGAGGCUUUGGGCUUGCCAGGUUUGAGGCCGGCAGCCGUGGAUUCAGCACGAAAUAAGCAUGCCACUCGAGCAUGCUUGAAGCAAGCUGGGCUACCAACCCCGAGGAAUUUCCUCAUUGAUGACAAAUCGAAGCUCAAGGAAGCAGGCCAGACUGUCGGCUUUCCCGCCGUCUUAAAACCUGUGUCCGGCGCAGCUUCGCUGGGAGUGAAAAAGGUCACGAAUCCUGUGGAGAUGGAGAAGUGCUAUCAAGAGAUUGUGGACGAGCUUUCCACUCUUGUCGUAUCAUCAGGAGCGCUGGUGCAAGGCAGCCCUGAUGCGGCGGGACGGAAUGCGCAAGAGUCUGGAGUCGACCUGACAGUGCUGAUGGAGCAGUUUUUGGAUGGUCCUGAAGUAGAUGUCGAUGUUGUGAUGUCCGAGGGUGAGUAUGUAUAUGCCUGCGUGGCAGACAACGGCCCAACUUUGGAGCCAUACUUCAACGAGACUUGGGCAUGUUGCCCCUCGCUCCUGCCAAAGGACCAGCAGGUGGCACUCAGAGACUUGGGAGUGCAGUGUAUCAAGGCUCUCGGCUUCACCGCUGGGGUCUUCCAUGUGGAGUUGAAGUACACCUCCCACGGCCCGCAGUUGAUCGAGGUCAAUGCCAGAAUGGGAGGAGGACAGGUGCACGAGUGCAAUCGCUUGACUUGGGGCGUUUGCCUUGUAGAGGAGACCAUGCUUGUCGCGCUGGGUAUUCCAUCCCGGCCUUUUGUUCCACGGGAGCCAGUGUCGGGCACCGCCUACUGCUAUGUCAAUGCAAUGAAGUCGGGCACCGUCACUGACAUUAGCAAACUGGAGGAGCUCCAGAAGCGCGACAAUGUCAUCUGGGCCAAGCCUCUGACGCGAGUUGGCGCAAAGGCAGUGGGUCCUGCAGACGGUUUGCCAACAUGGCUGUGUGACCUCUUCGUGCAAGGCAAGACUGCCAAGGAAGCCUUGGCAUACCUGCAGGCUAUUGAGAAGGAGAACCCUGUGCUC
Molecule: messenger RNA, 1845 nt
Organism: Symbiodinium pilosum
Lineage: Eukaryota; Dinophyceae; Suessiales; Symbiodiniaceae
Source: the annotation of a GenBank genome assembly